Messenger RNA from Elephantulus edwardii (Cape elephant shrew), 1751 nucleotides. It is a transcript of the gene CDK8, whose product is annotated as cyclin-dependent kinase 8. The transcript is spliced from 13 exons. Gene Ontology annotation, molecular function: ATP binding; RNA polymerase II CTD heptapeptide repeat kinase activity; cyclin-dependent protein serine/threonine kinase activity. The coding region runs from base 16 to 1410 and encodes 464 amino acids. Gene Ontology annotation, biological process: protein phosphorylation. The record is from RefSeq and is a predicted model, not a curated record. Lineage: Eukaryota; Metazoa; Chordata; Mammalia; Macroscelidea; Macroscelididae. Gene Ontology annotation, cellular component: mediator complex; nucleus.
UCCGAGGCUGUGACAAUGGACUAUGACUUUAAAGUGAAGCUGAGCAGCGAGCGGGAGCGGGUCGAGGACCUGUUUGAAUACGAGGGCUGCAAAGUUGGCCGAGGCACUUAUGGUCACGUCUACAAAGCCAAGAGGAAAGAUGGGAAAGAUGAUAAAGACUAUGCUUUAAAACAAAUAGAAGGAACUGGGAUCUCUAUGUCAGCAUGCAGAGAAAUAGCAUUACUUCGAGAGCUUAAGCAUCCAAACGUCAUCUCUCUUCAAAAGGUGUUUCUGUCUCAUGCUGAUAGGAAGGUGUGGCUUCUGUUUGACUACGCUGAGCAUGACCUCUGGCAUAUAAUCAAGUUUCACAGAGCUUCUAAGGCAAACAAGAAGCCCGUUCAGUUACCUCGGGGAAUGGUGAAGUCACUCUUGUAUCAGAUCCUAGAUGGGAUUCACUAUCUGCAUGCGAACUGGGUAUUGCACAGGGAUUUGAAACCUGCUAAUAUUUUAGUUAUGGGUGAAGGUCCUGAGCGAGGAAGAGUAAAAAUUGCUGAUAUGGGCUUUGCCCGAUUAUUUAAUUCACCUUUGAAGCCUUUAGCAGAUUUGGAUCCAGUAGUGGUAACAUUCUGGUACCGAGCACCAGAACUGCUUCUUGGAGCAAGACAUUAUACCAAAGCUAUUGAUAUUUGGGCUAUAGGGUGUAUAUUUGCAGAACUUCUAACGUCAGAACCAAUAUUUCACUGUCGACAAGAGGACAUCAAAACUAGUAAUCCUUAUCACCAUGACCAGCUGGACAGAAUAUUCAAUGUAAUGGGAUUUCCUGCAGAUAAAGAUUGGGAAGAUAUAAAAAAGAUGCCUGAACAUUCAACAUUAAUGAAAGAUUUCAGAAGAAAUACGUAUACCAACUGCAGCCUUAUCAAGUAUAUGGAAAAACAUAAAGUUAAGCCAGAUAGUAAAGCAUUCCACUUGCUUCAGAAAUUGCUUACCAUGGACCCAGUCAAGCGAAUUACCUCAGAACAGGCUAUGCAGGAUCCCUAUUUCUUAGAAGACCCACUUCCUACGUCAGACGUUUUUGCCGGUUGUCAGAUCCCUUAUCCCAAACGAGAAUUUUUAACAGAAGAAGAACCCGAUGACAAAGGAGACAAAAAGAACCAGCAGCAGCAACAGGGCAAUAACCACACGAAUGGAACCGGCCACCCAGGGAAUCAAGACAGCAGUCACGCGCAGGGACCCCCGCUGAAAAAAGUGAGAGUUGUUCCUCCUACCACUACCUCAGGCGGACUGAUCAUGACCUCAGACUAUCAGCGUUCCAAUCCACAUGCUGCCUACCCCAACCCUGGACCAAGCACAUCACAGCCACAGAGCAGCAUGGGAUAUUCAACUACCUCCCAGCAGCCUCCACAGUACUCUCAUCAGACACACCGGUACUGAGCUGCGCCGGAAUCACGUCAUUGCACUGUUGCUAUGCUGCGGGCGGACUACGCGACUCCCGGCCUGGCCUGGCCUCGAGAAUGUACUGUGCAACCACGUCUACAGAAUGUCCAGCCGCCAAGUCCCACCACUUUCACAGAUCGGGGUAGUGGCUUCCAAGUUGUACCUGUUUCGGAGUAGACUUGAAAAGAAAGUGCUAGCACAGUUUGUGUUGUGGACAUGCUACUUCCAUAGUUUACUUGACAUGGUUCAGACUGACCAAUGCGUUUUUCCCAGUGACAGUCUGUAGCAGUUGAAGCUGUGAAAUGUGCUAGGGGCAAGCAUUUGUUGUUGUAUGUGGU